Molecule: messenger RNA, 1661 nt
Organism: Suricata suricatta (meerkat)
Lineage: Eukaryota; Metazoa; Chordata; Mammalia; Carnivora; Herpestidae
Gene: SRD5A3
Product: steroid 5 alpha-reductase 3
Exons: 5
Coding region: 52-1008 (318 amino acids)
Biological process (GO): polyprenol catabolic process; dolichol-linked oligosaccharide biosynthetic process
Cellular component (GO): endoplasmic reticulum
Molecular function (GO): 3-oxo-5-alpha-steroid 4-dehydrogenase activity
Source: RefSeq, a predicted model, not a curated record
CGCUGGCGAGCGGGCCGGGCCUUGGGAGCGCGGAAGCCGGGUGCGCAGGGUAUGGCUUCCUGGGGUGGGCCCGAGCUCUCGGCACUGAAUCCGCUGCGCGCCCUGUGGCUCACGCUGACCACCGCCUUCCUGUUGACCUUGUUGGUACAGCUCAUGCCGGCCGGCCUACUUCCCGGCUGCGCGCUUUUCCAGGACCUGAUCCGCUAUGGGAAAACCAAGUCUGAGGGGCCGUCGCGCCGGGCCGUCUGCCGGGUCUUUGAUGUCCCCAAGAGGUAUUUUUCUCACUUCUAUAUCCUCUCAGUGCUGUGGAAUGGCUUCCUGCUUUGGCACCUUACUCAGUCGCUGUUCCUGGGAGUGCCUUUUCCAUACUGGCUGCAUGGUCUGCUCAGAAUUCUCGGGGCUGCCCAGUUCCAAGGGGGGGAGCUGGCGCUGUCCGCGUUCCUAGUGUUAGUAUUUCUGUGGCUGCACAGCCUGCGGAGGCUCUUCGAGUGCUUCUACGUCAGUGUCUUCUCCAAUGCUGUGAUUCACGUCGUGCAGUACUGUUUUGGACUCUUCUACUAUGUCCUCAUCGGCCUAACCGUGCUGAGCCAGGUGCCGAUGGACGGCAGGAAUGUCCAUGUGGUAGGAAAAAAUCUCUUGAUGCAAGCCCGGUGGUUCCAUAUCCUCGGAAUGAUGAUGUAUAUCUGGUCGUCUGUCCAUCAGUACAAAUGCCAUGUCAUCCUCGGCAAUCUCAGGAAAAAUAAAGCAGGAGUGGUCAUUCACUGUAACCACCGAAUCCCUUUCGGAGACUGGUUUGAAUACGUUUCUUCCCCUAACUACUUAGCAGAACUGAUGAUCUACAUUUCCAUGGCUGUCACCUUCGGAUUCCACAACUUGACUUGGUGGCUAGUGGUGACAUAUAUUUUCUUCAACCAGGCCCUAUGUGCUUUGCUCAGUCACAGAUUCUACCAAAGCAAAUUUGUCUCCUAUCCAAAGCAUAGGAAAGCUUUCCUACCGUUUCUGUUUUAAUAUAACCUCGGUCAUGAAGAACGCAAACCAGAUGACAGGUUCAAUUCCUAAGGACAACAAAGUCUAGGGACCAAAGUACACUUUCUGCAGAACCAUUUGAAACUCUCUAUUCCCUUUAUAUGCCGACAAGUCUUUACUGAAUGAGCAAAGCAGUACCCCUCAAAAAGAUGGGUCUUCAAAGAAGAAAUACUCCUGGCAGACCGGGGAGGGCUGGGUCUGCCUCCGGAGAUGCCUUAUCAAACCAGCCAGCUGCUAAGACGUAGGUGAGACUUCUCCAAGCUGCUUCAAGAGCGAACUAACCAAGAAUACACGAACAGCUUCACCCAGGCACGUGCAUCCACAAAGGAAGAGAGGACACCGUCUGAGGCUUCGGUUUUGCUAGGGGCAGACGAACUGGACCACAGAACAAGCGGUGUAGUAGGCUCUCAGGAACUGUUACAUUUCAGUUAAAGCAAGCUUUUGAAAAUUAUAAUAUAUAAUUUCACACCAACAGAUUCAGGGAAAAAUGACUUUGUGGGAAAUAGUUGAUACUUUCACACAUGGCCACAAAAGUUGCACAAUAGUGGUUUCCACUUAUCUCCCCCUCAAACCAUAGCCUCACAGAAAAUUUGGAACUUUCUUUUUUUAAUUUUUUUUAUUUUUAUUUUUUUUUU